UUCCUCCACAAGCGCUUCGACUUGCUCCGCUUCGCGGGAAACUCGAACACGUGACUGUCUGUUUUCCGGUGCCUACUUGAUAGAGGAGUGCACAAUCCGACGCUGUUGAGAAUUUCGUCGGAAAAUAGUUUUCUUUUGAGAGUUUUUCUCUCAAGAGUGCACGCUUGAAAACCUACGAUAAAUCUUUGAACCGAAUACCUUCGGCUUAAAACUUUGUGACAUCCAGUGCUUAAACUCAAAACUUCGCGAACUUAUAACAUUAUCGAUAAAACGUCUCUCCAAAACGGCAAUAAUAUCUCCAACAUUACGCUAUAUCCCGCUUCACAAGAAUUCGUCGAACAAGUGACUGUUGAAGACUACUACUUUUUACUUUAGUGGACGAGUUGCAGGGACUGGAGUGUAUAUCAACAAAGCCGCCCAUUUCUUAAAAGUGCUACCCAUCACAACAAAAGUGACGUAUCGUGGACUGGACACAACACAUAACAUUAUUAAUAAAACGUCUCUCCAACGGCAAACUCCUCUCCAACUGAUUUGAGUUCAUCGAACAAGUGACCAUUGUACAUAAGAUCUUUGUACUUUUCUGGCCGAGUUGCAGUGAUUGGGGUGUUUAUUAACAAAACCGCCCAUUUAUUAAGAGUGCCGCCCAUUUUUUAAAAGUGCUGCCCAUUUCUUAAAAGUGCCGCCCAUCGUGAAGAAAGUGACAUAAAGUGGACGGAACGCAUUUUCUGGCAUUAUGUAACUUUUCCAAGGAGAAUUGGUCGAUCUGGAGACAAGAUGAACAGUGUUAUCGCCUUGGCGUUCGUGGGCAUAAUCGCAUUUUGCGGUGGCCUGACUGCCCCGGCUUGCGUGUGCGACAGAAGGGAGUGCGAAAUCGUCAACGAAGUCGACUGUCCCGGAUUGGGGAUCGUCGUUUGGGAUCCUUGCGAAUGUUGCCAAGAAUGUGCGAAGACUGAAGGAGAGCCUUGCGGAGGAGAUUUAGGCUUCAGUGGGACCUGUGAACCUGGCUUAACCUGUCAACAACCAGGACCAUCCCCCAGCGAAGGAAUAUGCAGACCAAUCAUUUUCGACAAUCACGAAGAUACGUGAAAACUGCUACUGCAUCUUUUGUUUAUUUAUUUGAAAGCUGCGCAAUGUGGACCUGAACGACGACACUACCAGUAAAGUGAAAGGGCAUAGAAGACAUAAUCAACAAAACGUGAAUGCUGUACAAGAACAUGAAAGUGCAAAGUGCUAUAUCGAAUAUUAUUCCCGACUCUCCAACCAAAAACACUCUUUUCCAGCCUCUUUCGGCUUUAUCAUCCUAGUUUAAGCGCUAUUUGUGACUGCUAUCCAAGUUUAAUGUGUAAAUUUGUGACAAUACUACUAGGGAAUAAACGAACAUUUGAAUUAUAUUGUAUGAUAUGACAUGUAGCCAGGUUCUGUUCGAGAUGUAAUCAAUAAAAUGGUUUUAUUUAUUUAA
Phaedon cochleariae (mustard beetle) is the source of this 1459-nucleotide messenger RNA. NCBI's taxonomy places the organism in Eukaryota, Metazoa, Arthropoda, Insecta, Coleoptera, Chrysomelidae. The record is from the annotation of a GenBank genome assembly.